Asparagus officinalis (garden asparagus) is the source of this 1603-nucleotide messenger RNA. Its product is annotated as serine/threonine-protein kinase AFC1-like. The coding region runs from base 104 to 1402 and encodes 432 amino acids. The transcript is spliced from 11 exons. Gene Ontology annotation, cellular component: nucleus. The record is from RefSeq and is a predicted model, not a curated record. NCBI's taxonomy places the organism in Eukaryota, Viridiplantae, Streptophyta, Magnoliopsida, Asparagales, Asparagaceae. Gene Ontology annotation, molecular function: ATP binding; protein kinase activity. Gene Ontology annotation, biological process: protein phosphorylation.
GAAACGGGAAAAGAAAAUAUCUAGGGCUUCGAAAAUUGGGCAUGAAGAAUAUUCUCCCCUCUUUUGAUCUAAUCUCAAUUUCGAUCUCGAUCUCUCUUUGAAAAUGGAGACUCAAUGGGUCGCCGAGUAUCCUCACGCCGUCAUGGAGAAGCGACCGAGGAAGAGGCCGAGGCUUACUUGGGACAUGCCGCCUCCGAUCCCGCCACCAAAGAUACCAAGGCAGAUGUAUUGUGGGCUGGAAGCUGUGAAUGGGGUUGACUCAAGCCAUAUAUUCUCCUCAUACUACUACCCUGGAAUGCCUCACCAUGCAUCUCCUCCAUGGAGAGAGGAUGACAAGGAUGGUCAUUAUGUGUUUGCAGUUGGUGACAAUCUAACUCCUAGAUUCUCAUUUGUGCAUAAAUAUUUGAUAGGGACUUUUGGGCAAGUUCUAGAAUGUUGGGACUUGCAAACGAGAGAAUUUGUUGCAAUCAAAAUUGUAAGAUCGAUUCACAAGUACCGUCAAGCUGCCAUGGUCGAAAUUGAUGUUCUUCAGAAGCUCUCAAAGCAUGAUAUUGGUGGCAGUCGUUGUGUGCAAAUUCGGAAUUGGUUUGACUAUCGUAAUCAUAUAUGUAUUGUCUUUGAAAAGCUUGGACCCAGCUUGUAUGAUUUUCUUCGGAAAAAUAGCUACCGUUCAUUUCCUAUCGACCUAGUUCGGGAGCUCGGAAGACAGCUUUUGGAGUCUGUAGCAUUCAUGCACGACUUAAGGCUUAUUCAUACUGAUUUGAAGCCAGAGAACAUUCUCCUUGUUUCAUCGGAAUAUGUCAAGAUCCCUGAUUAUAAGUUUCUUCCACGAUCAUCUAAGGAUGGUUCGUACCUAAAGAAUUUACCCAAGUCCAGUGCUAUUAAGCUCAUUGAUUUUGGGAGCACGACAUUUGAAAAUCAGGAGCAUAACUAUGUGGUGUCAACACGGCAUUAUCGUGCACCAGAAGUUAUACUCGGACUUGGGUGGAACUAUUCUUGUGAUUUAUGGAGUGUGGGUUGCAUCCUUGUCGAGCUGUGUUCGGGAGAGGCACUCUUUCAAACUCAUGAGAAUUUGGAACACUUGGCUAUGAUGGAGAGGGUGUUAGGCCCAUUGCCGCAGCACAUGAUGCACAGAGCAGACCGCCGAGCUGAGAAGUAUUUCCGGAGAGGUGUACGGUUGGAUUGGCCUGAAGGGGCUACUUCUAGGGAAAGCAUGAGAGCAGUUUGGAAAUUGCCUCGUCUUCAGAACCUUGUGAUGCAACAUGUUGAUCACUCUGCUGGGGAUCUAAUUGAUCUGCUACAAGGGCUUUUGCGGUAUGAACCAGCAGAGCGUCUGAAAGCACACGAAGCCCUCAGGCACCCUUUCUUUACCAGAAAUACUAGCAUAUGUUAUCCUGUGUAACUAAAAUGUCUCUUUUCUGAAAAAAAGAUGGAAAAGAUAUGAGGGUUUGCUUCACUGAGUGAUUAGCUUGACCUGCAGACAUUUUGCUAAUCAGAUGUGUAAGAUUGCUGUUGCUGUUGUAUAGGAAAUUGUUCAUGUGAUUGAUGUACCCAAUUGAAACAGCAAUAACAGGCUUGGUUUAUGUUACGUAAACUUGGUUUA